Cylindrotheca closterium is the source of this 3813-nucleotide messenger RNA. NCBI's taxonomy places the organism in Eukaryota, Bacillariophyta, Bacillariophyceae, Bacillariales, Bacillariaceae. The record is from the annotation of a GenBank genome assembly.
AUGGGGAAGAAAAGCAAGAAUGUUGACCGAUCUGUGAGUGAGAUCAUUCAAGCUCGACCGUCGUAUGCUGAUAUAUAUAGUGCUGACGAUCCUGUAAAGCCCGAACAUAAAGCCGAAGGCGAAGAAGGAAUCUGGUACCCCCCUCAGCUGGAAUGGAUGUCCGAAAUUCCGGAAGUGGAUGACUCCUUUCACAUGAGUAUCUCCGAAGGGGACGUGGAGGCAGAAUACAAUCGCAUUGUAGGAAUCAGUGAUGACGAUCUUGAUGACGAGAAAGACGAGAAGAAGAGCAAAAAAGAGGAGAAGAAGUCCAGCAAGAAGUCCGUGAAGGAAGAAUCAUCGUCCGAUUCAGGAUCGGAUAGCGACAGUGGAUCAGAUAGUGAUUCAGAUUCAGAUUCCAGCACAAAAGAUAAAGGCGGUGGGGCACUGUCGAGUGCACCACCUGCUGCUACCUACGCUGACUCGGAUGGGGAUAGUUACGAGACUGACUCAUACGAAACAGAUAACGGGAGUUAUGAAACAGAUACCAGUGAACAGCCGACGCCAGCCUCCAGCAGGAGUGAAAUCAAAACAAAGUCGUCCAAGAAGAAGAGCAAGAAGGACGAUUCCGAUUCGUCGGAUUCUGAUGAUAGUUCAGAUUCGGACUCGUCCGAGACGGGGUCCUCAGAUAGCUCAAGUGGAUCUGACGGGUCUUCUUCAGACUCGGACGAUUCUGACACCAAAGAGUCUGGUACAAAAGCGUCCAGUGCGAAAGCAUCGAAAUCUGAAUCAAAAGGCACUGGCUCAAAAGACUCGGAUGAUUCCUCUGAUGAUUCAUCAUCGGCGCCGAAAUCUUCCAAGGAUGGAUCAGACGACGAAUCGUCUUCGAAGCAUACAAAAAAACACUCCAGUAAAUCAAGCUCCAAGCGCAAAAGUGAAAUUAGCAAAUCUUCCGGAAGCUCUAGUAGCGACAGUAAGAAGAAAAGACUCAAGAGUUUCAACUUUGGUGUCGGUUCUUCCGACGACGAUUCUGACGAUUCGAGCAGUGAUUCUUCGUCUCCAAUAGCUGUGGGUGCCUUUGGAGACAGACAGCCAAAUGCUAAUCAGGCCGCUCCCCGAAUAUCGAGAGCAGACCAAAAUAGAGCUUUUAUGCAAGCCGCCGCGACAAGCCCCCCAUCACGACCAUCACGAAGGGUUUAUAAUCAAGAUGACCGCGUCGUUCCAGAAAAUGAAAAGAAGUCAUUCUUCCAGCGACUCGUUGGAUUUUUCAAGAAGGAGGAGCAACUGCAGCAACCAUUAUAUCCACGAGGACGGCGAAGCUCAGCUGCACCGGUAGGUUCACCAGCACCGGCUCCAGCACCAUCCCAACGUCAAUCGUGGUUUCGCAAAUCUGAGGCCGCUCCAGCCCCUGCCCCUGCUCCGCUUCAUCAACGCCAAUAUCAGCCGCCGCCUCGUGCACGGGCUCCGAUGCAUCCCCCUCCUCCACGGCCGCCUCCACCACCGGCACCACCGGUAGCUAGACCAGUUCCUCCAGGGCCAGCUCCGCUUGACUACGUCAAUCCUCAAUAUGACCCAUUGGAAAAUGCUGAUGGUGUAUCCCAAAUCUCUGAAACAGGAUAUGAAAGGAGACGACAACGAGAGAGGGAGUUUUCGCGUCCAACGAAUCAAUACGGUUAUGUCGACACAGUCCCACUCGAACGUAGAUAUGAUCGAGAACCAACCUAUUUGCCCUCUGUCGCUUCUUCCCACAUGAGUGUUCGAAACACCAAAGCAGCCUUGUCGGAUAUGGAUCCAAUUUCUGUUGGCUUUCCAAGACAUGGUCUGCCCGAGUAUCAACCGCAAAGGGAAGUUCGAAAUACCAGGUCUGCUCUAUCCUCAUUACCAGUGCUAUCGGUCCCCCACGAGGAAAGAAAAAAUGGUACCAAGCAUAAAGUUGCCUUGUGCGACCUUGAACCACUUUCUGUGGGGCUCGCGUAUUCACCGUCGCUGGAUGACGAUCUUUCCGACAAAUCUGGUCCACAUCGAUACGACCUCGAGGCUGGCAAUGCGCGUCGUGAAGUUAAUCUUGAUGAGAUGCUCAGAGUAGAAAGGGGGAAUGAAAUUAGAGCACAAAGGGAGAAAACUCAACAAGAGGAGGAUCUGAGAAGACGAUUGACAAGUGAAGCAGAUGCGAAUGAGGCGGCCCGGAGGAUGCGGGAAGCGGAACGUAUUCGAAGAAUGCGGGAAGAAGAGAGGGCACGAAGGAUUCAAGAAAACGAGAGGGCCAGACGGUUCCGCGAGGAAGAUCUCCGCAGAAGGACGUAUGAACAAGAGAAACGCGAGAGGGCUCCAGAAGAGACUGCCCGUGUCGACAAACCUACUUACUUCCGAAUUUCUCUUCUAUGCAUUUGUUGCAUCUGCCUUCUGUUGGGAGCAUGUCUUGGAGUUGGCAUCUGGGCUCUCCUUGAAUAUGUGGUUUUGAAAGACGAAAAUAUUCCAACAGUCGUUACCACACCCACAAAUGCGCCAGCAGCACAACCAACACCACCGCCGACACCGCCGACACCGCCGCCUACAAUUACCAAUACACUUGAGGAUAUUCUUAAGCCGGUUCUCCCUGAUGGCGGAACUUCCCUUGGGGUUCGAAACUCUCCACAGGCAAAGGCACUCGAUUGGUUGGAAAAGGAUUCAAACCUUCAGUCGUAUAGUGAUGACAGGAUUCGACAGCGAUUUGGCCUAGCAACCUUCUACUACAGCACAGAUGGGGACAAGUGGACAAAAAAGGAUCGAUGGCUAAGCGAAUUUGAUGAGUGCACUUGGUACACCGCAUUUGACGAUUCCCCUUGUAGUGGUCAAGACUUCUCGCACCUCGUACUGGGAAACAACAACGUACGAGGGACCCUUCCAGCCGAACUUGUUCUAUUGAAAAAUAGUCUGGAAAGCAUUUCGAUUGGAGGUACCAUCACAGGAUCCCUUCCGUCGCAAUAUGGUGACUUGAGGCUUUUGCGUACUUUGCAGAUUCAUGGUACGAGCAUUGAAGGCCGCAUUUCAACAAACUUGAAGAAUUUGGACUUCCUUGAGACGCUCGACCUUGGCAAGAAUCGUUUCUCAGGUAAUCUACCGCCAUCACUAUUUUCUUCCAUGACAAGACUUCAAGUAUUGGAUGUCAGUAACAACCGCUUAUCGGGAUCUCUACCAACAGAGGUUGGGAGCAUGACAAGCCUGAAGGAGCUAAGCCUGCGCGAGAACUUUCUUGUCGGGUCCAUACCUUUUGAGAUUGGCGACAUCACGAAUUUACAAUCUUUGAAUCUCGAUGGCAAUGGGUUUACUUCAAUGCCUCGAAAUCUUGGAUUUCUGAAAAUGCUCCGAGUACUUUCAAUCCGAGAUAAUGCUCUAAGUGGAACUAUUCCUGGUGAACUUGGUUUGCUUACCAAGUUGACAGCUCUUUAUCUCGAUCGAAAUAAGCUGCGCUGGACCAUUCCAGCUCAACUUGGCGCACUUACGGAACUCAAGGACGGCUUGGGACUCUCAGAUAACUCACUUGUGGGGCAAAUUCCAAGUGAAUUGGGUCGAUUGUACAGCCUGCAGAAUUUGUUGUUGGGGAACAAUAAGUUGCGAGGCACCAUACCUGUAACUCUUGGGAGUAUCAACCGAUUGCACACCCUGCGUCUUGAGGGAAACAAUCUCUCUGGAUCCAUGCCUUCUGCAGUGUGCGCAGCAUUCAGUCGAGAUUUCUCAACAUUUUACGCUGACUGCUCGGAAGUGGACUGUCCAUGUUGCAACUUUUGUUGUUCUGACACCACGUCUCAGUGCACUUGUCCAUUUGAGGAAACUGACCCAAUUCUGUGCAUACCAUAG